This is a messenger RNA of Alnus glutinosa, 1987 nucleotides long. Its product is annotated as protein HIGH CHLOROPHYLL FLUORESCENCE PHENOTYPE 173, chloroplastic. NCBI's taxonomy places the organism in Eukaryota, Viridiplantae, Streptophyta, Magnoliopsida, Fagales, Betulaceae. Bases 95 to 1891 code for a protein of 598 amino acids. The transcript is spliced from 17 exons. The record is from RefSeq and is a predicted model, not a curated record.
UCUAUAUUUACUCCUCCACUUCAAAUAUCGGGAACAAGAAGGAGAAGAAGAAGUUAAUUCUCAAGCAAUACCAGAACUCUCUCACUGAAGAACAAUGGAAUGUUGUUCUAUCCAUAUAUCCUCUGCUCUCAACCUUCAGGGCUCUUCAUCACCAUUUGGUAGAAAAUUUUCGAACAAAUCUUUGCAUCCUUGGUUACUGUCCUCUCCACUUCCUAAACCGUUUCUUCAACUUAAUGACAGACCGCAGUUCUUUGUUUCCCGAAAAAGCUUAGCUUCACUCUCUUCAAGAACAAAGAGCGGGUCCAUAUCAGCAGAAGCUGUUAAGCAGAGUUGGGACUUUGGCAGAUUUUUGAAAACUUUAUACUUUUUCAAUGGACCCCCAUCUCCUGCUAAGUUCUUUGAAUUUCUGAUUGAGAAACUAUCCAGCCCAUCACCUAGUAAACCAGAAAAGGCCAUGGAUACUUCUGGUAUUAUCCUGGUAGCUGGAGCUACUGGUGGCGUGGGUAGAAGAGUAGUUGACAUCUUGCGGAAGAAAGGAUUUCCAGUCCGAGUAUUGGUCAGAAAUGAAGAGAAGGCGAGAAGGAUGUUGGGCCCAGAUAUUGACUUGAUUGUUGGAGACAUUACUAAGGAGAGUACUCUGGUCCCUGAGUAUUUCAAAGGAGUGAGGAAAGUUAUUAAUGCCGUCUCUGUCAUUGUCGGCCCAAAGGAAGGAGACACCCCUGACAGGGCAAAAUACAGCCAAGGAAUCAAGUUCUUUGAACCGGAGAUAAAAGGUGAUUCUCCUGAAAUGGUGGAAUACAUUGGGAUGAAAAAUUUAAUCAAUGCUGUAAAAGGGAGUGUUGGACUUCGAAAGGGAAAACUACUAUUUGGAUUUGAAGAUAAUAAUUCUAGAGAACUCGCUUGGGGUGCUCUAGAUGAUGUUGUAAUGGGAGGAGUUAGUGAAAGCACAUUUCAGAUUGACUUAACGGGCAGCGAAGUUGGUGGACCAACUGGGGUUUUCAAAGGCGUUGUUUCCACUGCAAACAAUGGUGGCUUUACUAGUAUCAGAACAAAGAAUUUCUCAGUCCCAGAGGAUGUUUCUGCAUAUGAUGGUUUGGAGCUUCACCUUAAAGGUGAUGGUCGCAGGUAUAAACUUAUCAUUCGCACUAGCCGCAAUUGGGACACUGUUGGUUAUACAGCAAGCUUCGACACAGUAGCAGGCCAAUGGCAGUCAAUACGCUUGCCAUUUUCUUCUUUGAGGCCUAUAUUUCGAGCGCGAACUGUAUCAGAUGCCCCACCCUUUGACCGAACCAGUGUUAUAUCAUUACAGCUCAUGUUCAGCAAGUUUGAGUAUGAUGGGAAAUUGAAUCCAACUUUUGCGGAAGGUGCAUUUCAGCUUCCAGUAUCAAGCAUUCAGACGUAUAUAAAGGAUCCUAUAUGUCCAAGGUUUGUACAUGUGAGUUCAGCAGGAGUUACACGACCUGAAAGGCCUGGACUUGAUCUGAGUAAACAACCUCCUGCUGUCCGCUUGAACAAGGAAUUGGGUUUUAUUCUCACAUUCAAGUUGAAGGGGGAGGAUUCAUUACGUGAAAGUGGAAUGCCAUAUGCAAUCGUUAGGCCAUGUGCAUUAACUGAGGAGCCUGCUGGAGCAGAUCUCAUUUUUGACCAGGGAGACAAUAUAACAGGUAAGAUAUCAAGGGAAGAGAUUGCUUGUAUAUGCGUUGCUGCUUUGGAUAGCACAUAUGCUUGUGAUAAGACUUUUGAGGUUAAAAGUGUGAUUCCAUUUAGUGAGCCUUUCACAGUGGACCCUGAAAACCCACCUCCAGAGAAGGACUACGAUGUAUACUUCAAAACUUUAAAAGAGAGCAUUACCGGGAAAGAAAUCCUGGAACAAAGUCCUGUUCCAGUCUGAUGCUGAAGCAAGCUGGUCUUACUUCUAAAAUAAUCCUGUACAAGGUGUAUACAUAAACGGAGCAGAGGUUUCUAAAGAAACAUAUAAGCAUGGAAA